Messenger RNA from Cladophialophora immunda, 1208 nucleotides. RefSeq lists its product as uncharacterized. Lineage: Eukaryota; Fungi; Ascomycota; Eurotiomycetes; Chaetothyriales; Herpotrichiellaceae. Gene Ontology annotation, molecular function: nucleotide binding. Bases 33 to 1208 code for a protein of 391 amino acids. The transcript has 2 exons. The record is from RefSeq and is a predicted model, not a curated record.
AUAUUCUCACUCCGUCUUAAUAGUGGUCCACCAUGGCCCAAACCAUCCGUUGGGGAAUACUAGCGACGGGCCUGAUCGCCGAGGCUUUCGCGAAGGACCUGCUGGUCGACCCCAGGACUCGCCGAGUCACAUCCAUCAAGCACAGCGUCGUUGCCGCGGCCAGUUCGACCAGUGACACUCGGGCUCAAGAGUUUCUGACUAAGAUUGGAGCUUCGUCGGCCAAUGCCUACGGAACAUACAAGGAGCUAGUAGAGGAUCCCAACGUUGACAUCAUCUACGUCGCAACACCUCAUUCUCACCACUACCAAAAUGCUAUGCUCUGCCUCGAAGCGGGGAAGCAUGUCCUGUGCGAAAAAGCUUUCACCGUCAACGCGGCACAGGCUUGCAAGCUGGUGGAGAAGGCCCGAGAAAGAGACGUGUUCCUCAUGGAGGCCGUUUGGACAAGAUAUUUCCCCUUGUCCAUCUACGUGCGCGAGGUGAUUACAUCGGGCACAAUUGGCGAGGUGACUCGAGUUUUCGCAGACAACUCCAUGGCCCACGAUGUGGAAGCGAACUGGCCGGACGGAAAGCACCGUAUGGUCAACCCCGAUCUUGCCGGAGGCGCAUUGCUUGAUAUGGGCAUUUACUCUCUGACCUGGGUCUUUCAAACCUUGUAUUCUACUCAAUCCAGUCCGAAGCCUCCCCGCGUGGUUUCCUCCAUGAGAAAAUACAAGACUGGGGUCGACGAGCUCACGACUAUUCUCCUGACAUUCCCACGAUCCACUGGUGACGCUCAUGCCGUCGCCACGUGCGGCUUUCGGACUGCAAGCGACCCGGACGGACAAGGCACCGGUGGUCCUGCCGUGCGAGUGCAAGGCACCAAGGGAGAGAUCCAAGUCUUUCCUCCAGCUUUCCGACCUACGAGGACAAAACUGGUCCUCGAAAACGGCACGGUGGACGAAAACAUCUUUGAGUACCCCGGCCCUGGCGCAGGAAGUGGGUGGUUCAAUGGGUUUUCAACUUACCUCCAUGCCGAAGGCGAAGGGCAUGGCAUGUUUUAUGAAGCCGACGAGGCGGCAUAUGCUCUGGUCGAAUGCCGAAAGGAGGGUAGACUUCAGAGCUUACAGGAAUCCGUGGUCAUUAUGGAGGUCAUGGACGAGGUACGCCGGCAAAAUGGACUAAGGUUUGCCGACAACAUCGAGACAACAGACUGGCCUGUAUAUUUUUAA